This is a messenger RNA of Microplitis mediator, 1794 nucleotides long. RefSeq names its product speckle-type POZ protein B-like. Lineage: Eukaryota; Metazoa; Arthropoda; Insecta; Hymenoptera; Braconidae. Gene Ontology annotation, molecular function: ubiquitin protein ligase binding. The transcript has 2 exons. The record is from RefSeq and is a predicted model, not a curated record. Bases 441 to 1484 code for a protein of 347 amino acids. Gene Ontology annotation, cellular component: cytoplasm. Gene Ontology annotation, biological process: regulation of proteolysis; proteasome-mediated ubiquitin-dependent protein catabolic process.
GACGAAUUAUUGCGAUAAGUUUGACAGAUCGUCGGUGGAGAGCGGAAAUUUCCUCGAAAUUCGGACAUCCAAUGCUCCUUCUUCUUCAAAGAAUAAAUUACGCGCACGCGUUGUUACAUCUCCAUGAAUGAAUCUGUAUAUGUAUACAGGGUGUACAAAUGUGUAGUAUUUCAUGGGUGACAGCAUCUCUCGUAGUGGGAAUCAAGAUUGAGGGGAAGUCCAAACCUCCAGACCUAAUGGAAUUCGGCUUCAAGUUACGAUGUUAUGAAAUCAAAAGUCGACAUAUUUUUUCUCAGUAGUUAGUUAUACAGAGUGAUUAAUAUUAUAUCAGUGUAUAUUGUUAUGAUAAUAAACUAUUGAUAAAUAAAUAUACUUAAAUAAUUAUAAAAUAAAUUUAAUUAAAAGAAUUAAGUUUCAAGUAUUUGUUAUUGUUUGACAAAAUGGAAAUUUUAGGUUAUUCCCAUUCCAAAGAGCACAAAGUAACUUAUAAAUGGAAAAUUGAUCAAAUAAUUCCAUUUAUUAAGUAUACUGAAAGCAGUGAUGAACAGAAAGUGACGCUCGACUCACCUAACUUUACCACAAAUGACGAAACCAAAAGUUCAUGGCAUUUACAUUUGCGACUAUUAGAGGAAAAAGGAUGGGUAUCAUUAUUUUUGGUCCAAAAUGAUGGAAAAGACAAAGUAAGAAUAAAGUAUUCACUAUUUCUUUUAGACAACAAAAAUGAAAGAAAAUUUAUUAAAACUUCUUAUCACCAUCGCGACUUCAAUCUGGGACGGGGAUAUUUACAAUUUGUUGAAAUAGAACAGUUACUAGACAACAAAGAUGAUUUUUUACCUAAUAAUGCCUUAACUGUAUGUGUUGAACUAACUAUUUAUGACAAUUAUGAAUCACUUACUACUGAAUAUCCAUUGCAAACACCACAGCGUCGAAUAACUGAUGACCUUAAAGAACUCUAUGAUAGUAAGUCAAACAGUGACGUUAUUUUAGUUGUGGGUAAUGAAAAAUUUAACGCUCACAAGAUCAUACUGUCAGCUCGCAGUCCUGUAUUUUCCGCAAUGUUCACCCAUAAAAUGAAGGAAAAUAGAGACAACGAAGUUGCAAUACCUGAUAUAGAACCUGAAAUUGUCAAUAAACUGUUGGAGUUUAUUUAUACUGACGAAAUAAAUGAUUUAGAUAUGGAUGCUGCGAGUUUAUUGGACGCUGCAGAUAAAUAUCAAUUGUUAAAACUAAAAAGUUUAUGCGAAGAAUCGUUAUCUAAGUCGGCCAGUAUUGAUAAUGCGAUUGAAUUGAUGAUUUUAGCAGAUCUGCACAAUGCUAAUCAAUUAUUCGAACGUGUGCUUGAAUUGGUAAUAAAAAAUAUCGAAGAUGUCAUUAAUACUCCAGAGUAUAAAAUAUUAGAAGAAUCUAAACCACUGUUAUUAACGAAAUUAAUUAAAAAACAAGCGACUUUGAUAAAGAAUAAUGCUUCAAAAGAUAAGAAAUAAUUGGGAUGUUGUUUACUAAGUACUCAAUUUAUUAGAGAACGGCUUUUGAGCAGAAUAUUGACCUAAAAUAUUUGGGUUUUAUGAUUUGAAAACGAUACAUACUUAUUUUGCAAAUCUAAUAAUAAUUAUUUUUAGAAAGUAAGAUUUAAAUAGAUCAGAUAUUUACUGUUUCUAAAUAUGCUAUUUUUAGAUUAUCAACUCAAAUAUAUAUUACCAUAUAAAUAUUUUUCAAUACUAAGUACAAAUUAGUUUAUAUAGAUUAAUAUUAUUUUUCGAAAUUACUGUCAAAUGUAAGCGUAAGAAAUCGUUA